CUGAACUUUUUACAGAUAAUUUUUGUAAUAUAUGUGGAGUGGUGCUGCAGUUUGAAUCACAAAGGAUUUCACAUUAUGAGAGUGAAAAACAUGCUCAAAAUGUUAGGUUUUAUUUUCAAAUGCAUGGGGAACAAAAUGAAGUGCCUGGUAAGAAAAUGAAGAUGGAUGUUAGGAAUUUUCAGAUGCAUAGGAGUGAAGUAGUGGACAGGAGCAAAUUUUGUGGUCUCUGCAACAUCAUUUUUAGCUCCCCAGUUGUUGCUCAGUCUCACUAUGUGGGGAAAGUCCAUGCUAAAAAACUGAAGCAAUUAAUGGAGGAGCAUGAUCAGGUAUCUCCAUCAGGAUUUCAGCCAGAGAUGGGUGUGCCUAUUACUACUUCUGCAGAGUCAACUUUUCUGAAGCCCCUUGUUGUCAAGCCUCCUCCAGGCGGGAUUAAAGACGAGACUAUGCCUUCCUCUUCCAGCAGUGCUUUGGAUUUGAAUAAUCCAAACAAGUAUUGCAAGCUCUGUCCUGCUUCCUUUAAUAGUCCAUUAAUGGCCCAACAACAUUAUGUUGGGAAAAAACACAAAAGAAAUGAAGCUAGGAAGAAGUUUGUAGCCAAGAUAAGAGAGAAACCUCUUCCAGCAAAAUCAGAUGCAAACGGCACCUUCUCACUACUAGUAUAUUUUAUUCCCUUUUCAUAUUCUCUUCUCCACCCACUUCUUUUCCUCUACUCAACCAUUAUUUUUCAAUUCUUUCCUUACUAGACCUUUCUGCUUAAUGUGAAAAUGUUCAUUAUUCCCUCCUUGAAGCUCUAUUCUUUGUCAUUAGUAACUCCUUAUGCUAUUGUUCUUUUCCCGUGUUUCUAUUUCUUUUUUGUUUUCUUUGGGGGCUCUUUUUUAAAUUCAUUGUCUAAAUGUAGGCGUUCCCAUGGUUCCAUUCUUGACCUUAAUCUAU
Molecule: messenger RNA, 933 nt
Organism: Balaenoptera acutorostrata (minke whale)
Lineage: Eukaryota; Metazoa; Chordata; Mammalia; Artiodactyla; Balaenopteridae
Product: zinc finger matrin-type protein 1-like
Exons: 5
Coding region: 120-743 (207 amino acids)
Molecular function (GO): nucleic acid binding; zinc ion binding
Source: RefSeq, a predicted model, not a curated record